This is a messenger RNA of Rotaria sordida, 1200 nucleotides long. Lineage: Eukaryota; Metazoa; Rotifera; Eurotatoria; Philodinida; Philodinidae. The record is from the annotation of a GenBank genome assembly.
AUGAAUACAUUUCUAAAAUUAAAUAUUCUUACAAAUCUUUAUCAUCAGCGUUGUUAUCUAUCAACAAGUUCAAUUCUUCAUAGUUGGUUUGUUAAAUUAACAAAUGUUACACAAGUUAAUACAGAAGCAGGAAUACCAAAACAUACACGAAAACGAAAUUAUCCAUUAACUUAUGAACAAAGACAAUUUCCAAAAUUAAUUGGACAUACAAAAACUUGGAAUACAUUUAAUACAUCAAAUUUACGCGAUGGUAAACGUAAAGCAGAAAUAGUAAGUGAUGAUCUAUUUCUUCGACAAUUUAUUUAUGGUACAUGGCAUUCAUUAUUUGCUUCGGAACUUAUUAUAAAACGACGUCAUAAUAUGAUUAUUCUAAGUGGACUUGUAACACGAACAAUACAUCCACGUCGAAUGUAUUUUCUUAUAGGUUAUACAGAAGAAAUUCUUUCUGCUUUAUUAAAAACUCCUGUUAAAAUGGAAAUUCAAACUAUAGACAAUAUGGCCAUGCAAAUGUGUAACAGACGUGUCACUCAAGCGACAACAAAACUUGUUCGACAACUUGCUAAAUCUGUACCAAUGAAAGUUGAAGAUAAUCAUCAUGAUGAUGAAUAUACACGUAUACCUGUACCAAAAACCUCAACAGUAAAAACAAUGGUUUCAAUGUAUAGAUAUUUAUUGCAUGACAAUGCAUCUGUUACAACUGGACUUAACACUGCUCUUAGCAUUCGUCAUGCGCAUACUGAUAUUCAAAUACCAAAUUUCGACUAUUAUCGUCAUGCUGAUGAUAAUACUGUACCUUAUUCUUAUUUAACUCCAAUUGGUAUGGCUAUAACAUCAGCUUAUAUGGCCAAAUAUAUGAUACGAGAUAUAGCUGCUUUUGUGGGCCCAGCUAAAGAUGUAACGUCACUUGCUAAAGUCGAAAUUAAUCUUGAUACCGUCCUGAAGGCAAAAAUGCUUCAAUUACGUCAUCCACAAAAUGAUUCUGAACGUGUACAAAAACCCGAAUGGGUAAUUGUUAUUGGUAUAUGCGCUCAUCUUGGUUGUAUGCCAAUAGCAAAUGCCCGUGAUUUUGGUGGCUAUUUUUGUCCUUGUCAUGGUUCGCAUUAUGAUGCAUCUGAACGUAUACGAAAAGGUCCAGCACCAUUUAAUCUUGAAAUUCCUCAAUAUGUAUUUAAAGAUGACAGUACAGUUGUCAUCGGUUAG